Molecule: messenger RNA, 1191 nt
Organism: Knipowitschia caucasica
Lineage: Eukaryota; Metazoa; Chordata; Actinopteri; Gobiiformes; Gobiidae
Source: the annotation of a GenBank genome assembly
AUGAAUCAUUUAUCGACCUUUCGAUUCUUUUCUCAUGAACUACAACUCCCAUGCUCCUCUUGUGCCGGACCUGUGUCCACGUGGGCGGAGCUUGCGUGCAGAAAACAGCAACGGAACAAGGAAUCCUCUCGAACAGCCACCAUGUCUAGUUUAAGCGGCAAAGUCCAGACUGUCCUUGGACUCGUGGACCCUGAGAAACUCGGGCGUACGAUGACCCAUGAACACCUCACCAUGACGUUCGAGUGCUGCUACUUUGCUCCUGCGGCGGGGGACGAGGCGGUGGCUGUGAACCCCUUCCAGAUGCAGCACAUGCACUGGCUCCGGCAAAACCCCUACAGCUGCCGCGAGAACCUCCUGCUGCAACAGGAGACCGAUGCAGUGCGGGACGAGCUAAGAGUCUACAGCCAAGCAGGAGGGGGCGCUAUAGUGGAGAACACCACCACAGGACUAGACAGAGAUCUACCCACCCUGAAACGGCUUGCUCAGGACACAGGGGUCCAUAUCAUCGCAGGGGCGGGGUACUAUGUGGACUGCACUCAUUCAGAAGCCACCAAGAGCAUGACUGUGGAGCAGCUCACGGACGUCAUGGUGAGGGAAGUGAUGAACGGAGCCGAUGGGACGGAGAUCCGCUGUGGCGUGAUCGGGGAGAUCGGCACCGGCUGGCCCAUCACCGACAGCGAGACCCGGGUCCUGAGAGCCACGGCCCACGCUCAGACACGGCUCGGCUGUCCCGUCAUCAUCCACCCAGGACGAAACCCCGCCGCCCCCGCUGAGGUGGUCCGCAUCCUGCAAGAAGCCGGGGGCGACAUCAGCAAGACGGUCAUGUCACAUCUGGACAGGACAAUAUUUGACGAGGGGGAGCUGCUGGAGUUUGCCAAGCUGGGCAGUUACCUGGAGUACGACCUGUUUGGAACGGAGAUGCUGAACUAUCCCUACAACAUGGAGGUGGACAUGCCCAGUGACAGCCAGCGAGUGCAGACACUGGCAUUUCUGGUGAAGGAGGGCUAUGAAGACAAGAUCCUCGUGGCUCACGACAUCCACACCAAAAACCGGCUGACAAAGUUCGGAGGACACGGUUACUCCCACAUCCUUCAAAACAUUGUUCCAAAGAUGUUGAUCAGAGGCUUCACGCAGCACCAGGUGGACAAGAUCCUGAUCCACAACCCCAAGCACUGGCUCACCUUUAAAUGA